Halteromyces radiatus is the source of this 1080-nucleotide messenger RNA. RefSeq lists its product as uncharacterized. Lineage: Eukaryota; Fungi; Mucoromycota; Mucoromycetes; Mucorales; Cunninghamellaceae. The coding region runs from base 1 to 1080 and encodes 359 amino acids. The transcript is spliced from 3 exons. The record is from RefSeq and is a predicted model, not a curated record.
AUGUCAUACCAUCCUUUUGAUACCCCAACUCAACCUGAUACUAUAGAUCCAUUACCCACUUUACAUGAAGAAUCCAACACUUCACUUGGCUGGCGUCCAGAAAGUCCUAGUCCAGAUAAUAUCAUUCGUGCUGCAAGUCCUCUUGGUAGACGUUAUAUGAAACCUGUCAAUGGUAUACAAAUCAAAGGUUUCGCUCGCUCAGCCCAAAGAAGAUCAUCUGUCUUGACAUUGGGAAGCAUUGAACGGUUACAACACUUUUACGCAAAAAAGGAAUUAGCUGUGAAUAAAGUAGGAACACUUGGAUUCAAAUUUUCGGAAGAACCUGACGAGAUAGAUGAUCAACCACCUACGCCACAACAACCACCACCUAGUUGGAAGGAAAUAGAUGUAGAAACCGACUUGGAUGUUUUACUACAAGUAUGUUUUCAAGAUAUACAACAAACGUUAACAGCAUGGGCCAUGGUAACAGGACCUCGAAUGUCAUUAUCAGAUCAUUCUGUGGACUCGGAUACUUCGGAUGCUCAUCAUUCCACGUUUCAAAUCUUACCUUUAUUACAAUCGGUCACCAAAAUGCUUCAAUCUGUAAAGAACUAUACCAUGUAUCGCCACGAUUUAUCCGACACUGCUUUGGCUCAACUACGACAAUCUGCGCUUACUUUAUUAUCGGCCAUCAAAGAUCUGGAAUCUCUUUAUCGGUUGGAUGAAGAAGACAAGAAUAAUGAAUCCCAAGAAGAUGGUUAUAUCUAUCGAUCUUCUGAUUUUCAUCAUUUGGAUAAAGAACGUCAGGUCAUACAUCAAUACCUAUCUACCGUGGAAAAAUAUGCUCUCAAUCCUCCUCAUCAUCUUGGUGGUCCUCCUACUGUAUUCACGGAAGAAAUCAAAGCUCUCAUGGUCAAAACCGCCUCUGGACCUACUUCUCCUACUGAUACACCCAUUCAAACUUCUUUAACAAACACUAUACCUAUUUGGCUGGAAAGAGGAUCCUUUGUGAAUGAUGAUAUUGGUAAGAUAGAAAAACUAAUAAUAAUAGUAUUCUUUAUAUAUAUAUAUAUAUAUAUAUAUAUGAGUUUCUUACUUUGA